Messenger RNA from Myotis davidii, 948 nucleotides. RefSeq lists its product as uncharacterized. The record is from RefSeq and is a predicted model, not a curated record. The transcript has 4 exons. NCBI's taxonomy places the organism in Eukaryota, Metazoa, Chordata, Mammalia, Chiroptera, Vespertilionidae. Bases 1 to 948 code for a protein of 315 amino acids.
AUGGGAGCCUGGGCCUUCGAUGUGAGCUUCCAGAACCUUCCUUGCUUCCUGGUGAAACCAGUGACAACAGCAGCGCGAUGGGCGGCUGAGGAGGAAGGUCUGGAGACGCCGUGUGGAGAGCCCAGAAGGAUGCCUCUCGGUUCCGUGUGUUUUGUGACGGACAUCAAACCUAACCCCAAAGAGGACGUUUCACGUGACACCGACCCUGCGGAUGUCCUCCUCUGUGUCUCCUCCAAAAGCGGCGGAGCAGCUCUGGCAACCGCCGCCGACCCUCCCCAAUUAGGCUCUGCUCAAAAAAAAAAAAAAAAAAAAAAAAAACUCUUUCGCAGAGACCAAGCCUCCCUCCCGGGCUGUCCAUGUUUUCCGUUUUCCUAUUUUAACGUUUGGGGAGAGUGGCAGGCGACAGAUGGUGGAGAUCAGAUCGAUGUGAUUGCAUUAGAUGACCCCCUCCCCUUCCCCACGCCGUUCUGGAAGCUCCAUCCGCGGAAGGCGAUCGCCGGGGACUCCACCACCGUGGACUCAGCCGCACGAGGACCAGGUCCCCUCCCAGGGCUUGUUAACGCCGGACCGGCGCGCCCCGGAGGCAAGCGGCUCCCAGCGCCCAGCCUGCCUCGUCGCUCAGCCCAUCGCGGACCCUCCGGCUCCUGCACACCAUCCCGGUCCCGCUGGAAGCCUGGAUGUAGAGGGGCUCCUCGCCGCCAGGACUCUCCACCUAAGCACCUGAGUGGGCUGGCCGAGUCGGAGGGGUGCCCAGCAGAGCGAGGGCAGAGGAAGGCUCUGGGGGGGCAGCAGAAUUGGAAUGAGAGCAGCCAUUCGGCUGUGGGCAGGAAGCAGCCGCACAGAGCGCAGCGUUGGAUCCUUCUGGAGGGAAAUCGAGUUAUGGAUUAUGGUCCGGGUCAAGCUCAGCCCAGCCCAGCCCAGCCAGGGGCGGGCUCAGCGGCAGCCUGA